AUGGCCUCUCACCGAAAAGCUCGUGCAACAGAAGGAUCGAGAGUGAAGGACAAGAUGCACAGGGCUGAGAAUGGCACAAAUGAAGCAGUCUUCCCUCCGAAUCUUUUCCCCAGGCCUCCCGAUCUUCGCACCCUUUUCGUGAAGGAGGCCAUGAGUAACACAACAAAUGACAAUCUGAACGCUUCGUGGAUAAGAGCUUGCAAAGAUCUGCAUAUCAUGUACGAUGAGACGAGAAAGCAUUACCUUGGAUAUACACGCGACGAGCUGGUCAAGAAGGCGAAGCUCCGAAACGACAACUCCUGGUUGAUACUCGAAAUCUUCAAGCGCUAUCUUGUUUGCUGGGACCAUGCCGUGGAGCAACCUGAGGAUGUGCAGCCAACACGGGCUGAGAUGGAAGCAUUUUUCGCGGAGGAAGAAGUCGAAAGGAACAGUACCACCCUCGUGGAUAUCUGCCACGCCUUCCCGUACGCAAGCAAUGUGCAAAUGCUCGUCUACCGCAUCGAGCGCUUCGCUACCCUCAAGCCUCAGCCAUCUGGAAAGACGGCAGCCGGCGCUGAUGAUCCCGUCGAGAGCAGAUACAAACGCAAUGCAGUGCCGAGUGAGGAUGAGUUCGCACACGUCAUCUCACACCAUCUUCUGAUGGAAAAGGCAUCCAUCCCGUUCCCCGAGCUCCUGCGGUACUGGUCCAACAGCGGUCCGGGCACCGACGAGAUCUACGCUGUCACGGAUGACACACUGAACAGCUACACACUUGAAGACGUUGCUUGGCGCUUUCCAAACCGUGUGUGGUCUCUUGACCAACUUCGCGACAUCAUGACAGGCGUUGCUUACUUCGACGAGAAUGAGCAGCGGUACUUUCCGCUGUAUGAACAGACUGAGGAUGUUGCUCGGGGCGAGGAAUGGCAAUUCAUGACAGCUGAGGAAAGCAUGCCCUACCGAAAUAGGAUGCGCAUUGCUGUCACCUGGGAUCCAGAGGCCAUUGACCAAGAGUAUACCUGGAAAGUGGAUGCAUAUCAGUAA
This is a messenger RNA of Ascochyta rabiei, 1020 nucleotides long. RefSeq lists its product as uncharacterized. The record is from RefSeq and is a predicted model, not a curated record. The coding region runs from base 1 to 1020 and encodes 339 amino acids. The transcript has 2 exons. Lineage: Eukaryota; Fungi; Ascomycota; Dothideomycetes; Pleosporales; Didymellaceae.